This is a messenger RNA of Danio rerio (zebrafish), 9976 nucleotides long. NCBI's taxonomy places the organism in Eukaryota, Metazoa, Chordata, Actinopteri, Cypriniformes, Danionidae. The record is from RefSeq and is a predicted model, not a curated record.
GAUAAUUUUAAUUUUAACCACUGCCGAACGUGUUUGCGCAAGAUGGCUGUGCUGUAACACAAGACAGAUUCUUGACAAAAAGGCUUAUGGAAAGCCGUGGAGAUAUGUGAAUUAUAUCGGAUUACUUUGGACCUUUUUUUCAUUUUGCUGGGAGACGUACCCGGAGUCUCUAGCGCAACCAUGGACUCCAGCACAUCUCUGAAGAUGAAUUCUCUGAGCACCCAGAGUCUCUUCAGCUACGUGGAGGAGGAAAACCUUUCUGCCAUCAAAGCUCAUCUGGAUAAAUACCGAGAGGUGGACACCAGGAGUGAAAAUGGCCAGACUGCUCUCAUGCUGGCGUCAGAGCAGGGCAGUCUAGAGAUUGUGCAGGAGCUCAUCCGGAGAGGAGCAAACAUCCAUCUGGAUGACAUUGAUUGCUGGACUGCACUGAUUUCAGCUGCUAAAGAGGGACACACUGACGUGGUGAAGGAACUCCUGGAGAACAAUGCCAAUGUGGAGCAUCGAGACAUGGGGGGCUGGAGUGCGCUCAUGUGGGCCGCUUAUAAGGGCCGUGUGGAGGUGGCAGGUCUACUGCUGGAGAAGGGAGCAAACCCUAACAUCACCGGACAGUACAGUGUUUACCCCAUCAUAUGGGCGGCAGGACGAGGCCAUGCAGAGAUUGUUCAGCUGCUGCUUCAGCAUGAAGCCAAAGUCAACUGCUCUGACAAGUAUGGCACCACACCACUGAUUUGGGCCUCCAGGAAAGGCCAUUAUGACUGUGUGAUGCACCUGCUGGAGAAUGGCGCCAAUGUGGACCAGGAAGGAGCGAACUCGAUGACUGCUCUGAUAGUGGCCGUCCGAGGUGGUUUCACUGAGGUGGUGAAGGAACUGCUUAAGAGAAACCCCAAUGUGAAUAUGACCGACAAAGAUGGCAAUACAGCAUUGAUGAUCGCCGCUAUAGAGGGCUACACCGAGAUCGUCCAAGACUUGCUGGACGCAGGCACAUACGUCAACAUCCCUGACCGGAGUGGAGAUACGGUGCUUAUCGGAGCCGUCAGAGGAGGUCAUGUGGAGAUUGUCCGAGCUUUGCUGAAUAAAUACGCUGAUAUUGAUGUCAAAGGCCAGGAUGGUAAGACUGCCCUGUACUGGGCUGUGGAGAAAGGGAAUGCUACCAUGGUACGAGAUAUUCUGCAAUGCAACCCUGAUACUGAGGCCUACACCAAGGAUGCAGAGACUCCACUUAUAAAAGCCACCAAGAUGAGAAACAUGGAAAUCGUGGAGCUUCUAUUGGACAAAGGUGCCAAGGUGUCAGCGGUGGAUAAGAAAGGUGACACACCUCUGCAUAUUGCCAUCCGUGGGAGAAGCCGCAAACUGGCUGAGCUGCUCUUGAGAAACCCUAAAGAUGGCCGUCUGCUCUACCGGCCCAACAAAGAGGGAGAAACGCCCUACAACAUUGACUGCACACACCAAAAAAGCAUCCUCACACAGAUAUUCGGAGCCAAGCACCUGUCUCCCUCUGAGUGUGAUGGAGAUAUGCUGGGUUAUGACCUGUACAGCAGUGCUCUGGCUGAUAUCUUGAGUGAACCCACAAUGCAGCCUCCCAUCUGUGUGGGCCUUUAUGCCCAGUGGGGCAGCGGCAAGUCCUUCCUACUGAAGAAACUGGAGGAUGAGAUGAAGACAUUUGCCGGGCAGCAGGUGGAGCCGUUGUUUCAAUUUUCAUGGCUGGUGGUGGUUUUGACUCUGCUGCUGUGUGGAUCUGUGGCUUUGGUCCUCGGCUUUGCUGUCGACACAAAACUGGCCAUCGCUGUAGCCCUCACUCUGCUCGCUCUCAUGUACAUCUUCUUUGUGUUGGUCUACUUUGGUGGGAGAAAAGCAGGUGAGAGUUGGAGUUGGGCCUGGGUCCUAAGCACCAGACUGGCCCGACACAUUGGCUACCUGGAGCUGCUACUUAAACUCAUGUUCGUCAAUCCACCAGAGCUUCCAGAGCAGACCACCAAAGCCCUGCCUGUCCGGUUUCUGUUCACCGACUAUAACCGUCUGUCGAGUGUGGGAGGGGAGACAUCCAUGGCUGAAAUGAUAGCCACGCUGUCCGAUGCCUGCGAGAGAGAGUUCGGCUUCUUGGCCACCAGACUCUUCAGAGUCUUCAAGAAUGAUGAAGCUCAAGGAAAAAAGUGGAAGAAGACAUGCUGUGUGCCGUCUUUUGUGUUGUUCGUGUUGACGUCGGGCUGUCUGAUCACAGGCAUGGCUCUGCUGGCCAUCUUCAAGGUGGACUCGGAGAACCUGACGGUGAAUGCGGUGCUGAUCUCCAUGGCCAGUGUUGUGGGUCUGGCGCUGCUGCUAAACUGCAGGACCUGGUGGCAGGUGGCAGAUUCUGUGCUUCACUCUCAGAGGAGGAGGCUGCUCAACGCUGCCAACCGCAUGCACAAACUCAAGAGUGAGGGAUUCAUGAAGGUUUUGAAGUGUGAAGUGGAGCUCAUGGCUAAAAUGGCUAAAACCAUUGACAGCUUCACUCAGAAUCAGACCCGACUGGCUGUCAUCAUCGAUGGCCUGGACUCCUGCGAACAGGACAAGGUGUUACAGAUGCUCGACACGGUUCGGGUGCUCUUUUCCAAAGGUCCCUUCAUCUCCAUCUUUGCCAGCGACCCUCAUAUCAUCAUUAAAGCCAUAAACCAGAACCUCAACAGUGUGCUGCGCGACUCCAACAUCAACGGCCAUGACUACAUGCGAAACAUCAUCCACCUGCCCGUGUUCCUCAACAGCCGUGGCCUCAGCACUGCUAAAAGACUCUGCAUUUCCACAGCAGCCAAUGGAGCCGAUCAACUGAACAAUGAUGCAUGGCAAGAGGACGUGGACAGGAAGUUGUCUCAAAACAGUCUCGGCGAUCAGGGCCGGCAGGGCAGCAAAACAGCACUGAACCGCCGGGACACGUACCGCAGGAGGCAGAUGCAGCGCUCCGUCACCAGACAGAUGUCCUUUGACCUCACCAAGCUGCUGGUUACUGAAGACUGGUUUAGCGACAUCAGCCCUCAGACCAUGAGGAGACUGCUCAACAUAGUGUCAGUCACAGGGCGCCUUCUGAGAGCCAAUCAGAUCAUCUUUAACUGGGACCGGCUGGCAUCCUGGAUCAACCUGACCGAGGAGUGGCCAUACCGGACAUCUUGGAUCAUCCUGUUCCUGGAGGAAACUGAUGGAGUGACAGACCUUGUCACACUCAAGACCAUCUAUGAGAGGAUUUCUAAAAACAUCCCCACAACUAAAGAUGUGGAGCCUCUGCUGGAGAUUGAUGGUGAUAUUCGUAGUUUUGAGGUGUUUCUGUCUUCACACACCCCUGUUCUCACCGCUCGUGAUGUGGAAAUGUUCCUGCCGUGUACUGUCAACCUGGAUCCCAAACUGAGGGAGAUCAUCGCAGAUGUACGAGACGCACGCGAGCAGAUGCACCUUGGAGGAGUCAGUUUUCCCACACUGCCCUUGCAAGAUGCUUCGGUGCGGCCACACUCUGGGUUCGGGCAGCAGUCUUUGGCUUGUUCUCCUACAGGCUCUUUUCCUGGGUCUUUCCCCAAUGCUGGAGUGUUGCCCGCCACUCAGCCCCACAGCAGCUACUUCAGUGGGCUUACAGGGCCACAACAUCCCUUCUACAACCGGCCUUACUUCCCUCAUCAUGUUUAUCACCUGCCCCGAAAUUACCCCGGCCACCCCCAUCACGCCCCCACCCGCCCUGCUUCUAAACUCCACAAGGACCCCGGUCUGGGACUAGAUGUAAUCAGAGAGGACUCCAGUGAGGGUCUUCCCUCUCCUACAUCCCCUUCUAUGAUUAAAUCUCAGCCCUUCAGAAUGAAGCAGGGCUCUGUGGUCUCUAGUGGAUCUCAGGUCCUGCUCAGUUCUCUGACCAUCGAUGGAGUAUGUGAGAAGCUCAGACAGAUCCAAGGCCUGGACUCCAGCAUGCUGGAGCAGUACAUCGGCACAAUCAAAAAGGCCAACGUGAACGGUCGGGUUCUGUCUCAAUGCAACCUCGACGAACUGAAGAAGGAAAUGAACAUGAACUUUGGCGACUGGCAUCUCUUCAGGUCAACGGUUGUGGAGCAGCGUCAUGCGGAGAACCAGCUGCUGCAUGAUGAAUCAGGAGCGUGCAGCGAGCAGGGCAGCAGCGUGUUGAUUCAACCCGAACCCCACAGACCCUCUGAAGCUCGUCAAGACGUGACCGUCAACCCAGAAAACUUCACGUACAGCCUCAACCUUAGCUUUGAAGAGCUCAGCGGCGUGGGGCUGGAGGAGUCUGCCAGACAACACAAUGCCCACUGGCUGGCCAAUACUCACCGGACCCCCAGCUUAUCCAGUCUAAACUCUCAGGAAUCAUCUAAUGACAUCUGUAAGCUGACCGACAAGCAGCAGGCCGAGUAUCACAGUGCAUACCAAGAGUACAUCUCCCACAUGUCCCAUUUGGAAGCAUCUGCUGCAGGACGAGAAAGUCAAACUCAAGCCCUGUCCAGCCAGCUCCUCUCAACCAGCUCUGAGGACAAGAUUAAAGAAGGAGACCAAGAUGGACGCAAACCCUUUGGCAAAAAAGGCCCCAAACCUACAGACACCAUGGCAGACUUCUCCUCCCCCCCAGAUAGUGGUCUUCUAGACCCCAUUACAGAGGAGGAUGAGAAGUCCGAUCAUGGGUCUGCCACUAAAAACCCACCCAGACGCAAAACCAAAGGACAGGGCCCUUAUUAUCACAGUUUACCGAGUGACGAAGACGACUCUGGAGAUGAGGAAACUGAUGCAACCCCGCUUCUAAAAGACGAGCCCUGGGGCGCAGAACCAGAUCUAGACCACUUGUCGAAAGGAAAAGGCUUCGUCUCAGAUAUCAUGCUGGACAAGAAGUCGUCCGACUCUGGAGUAAGGUCCAGCAGAAGCUCAUCUGACCACUCCCUGCAGGACGAGGAGAAGGAGGAGAAGUCAGAAGAACAGGAGGCCCAACUGAUUGAGCUGGUUGUUGAGAGUCCGGUUAAAAAGCGGGUGUUACCAAACAGGUUGAGCAACCUUCAGGAUGAAGCCUUGGCCCGCAUGUCAAUCUGCUCUGACGCUCCAUCUGAAGGCAGCACCCCUGAAGAAAGCUGGCCCGCUCCAGCCGUGAGCAACCUCAACUGCUCGGCCAAUAAUACAGCAAUCAACAACAACAUCAACAACAGUGGCCAGCAGGAGACCCUCGACUCAACCGACUGCCCCUCACUCAUUAUACGACCAGGAUCCAGCACUGAAAACACCACACUGGAAAACCAGAACCUGCGUGGUGUUCAGCGGAAGAUGUCCAUUGGACCUGCCACCGACGCCACCGAGGAACGAGAAAGUGUCCUCUAAGCACAAGUUGUCUUAAUGGAUUACUUCUAGAGCUGUGGUGAAGGAUGUUUGAGAUUAUAUGCUGAUUCUGAAAUGUUGUAAAUGCGUUGCUAUUCUCUCUUGAAUCAGUUCUGAGCUUAGUAUUUAACAGCAGAUGGUGCUCUAGGCUAGUUUUUAACUGUACACUCAAGUGCCCACAUGGAAGAUCGCUUCUGUGUUCGGCUGAGUCAUGUUAAUUGGCUUAAAUGGCACGAGAAUAAUGUAGACAGUACAAUACCAUGCACAUUCUUGUAAUUUGCAUAAACCUUACUACGGUGGCAGAGAGAGCUUAACAUGCUGCAAUUAUAGAAAACACGUGCAAUUACAAAAUUACAAAUAUGCCAGCAAAUUAAGGAAAGAUCUUCAUCCAUUUAACAGCACAUGUCCUCACAACGCAUACACAUAAAAAAAUAUGCUGCAUUUUCUCACAACGCAAACAAUUUACAAAAUCGCACUGCAUUGUCUCACAAUGCAAACAAAGUAAAGAAUGUACUGCAUUUUCCCUCAACGCAAACAAUUUACGAAAUCGCUUUGCAUUUUCCCUCAACACAAUUUACAAAAUCGUGUUGCAUUUUCCCACAACGCAAACAAUUUACAAAAUCACGCUACAUUUUCCCUCGACGCAAACAAUUUACAAAAUCGUGCUGGAUUUUCCCUCAACACAAUUUACAAAAUCGUGUUGCAUUUUCCCACAACGCAAACAAUUUACAAAAUCGUGUUACAUUUUUCCUCGACGCAAACAAUUUACAAAAUUGCGCUGCAUUUUCCCUCAACGCAAACAGUUUACAAAAUCGCGCUGCAUUUUCCCUCGACGCAAACAAUUUACAAAAUCGCGCUGCAUUUUCCCUCGACGCAAACAAUUUACAAAAUCGCGCUGCAUUUUCCCUCGACGCAAACAAUUUACAAAAUUGCGCUGCAUUUUCCCUCAACGCAAACAAUUUACAAAAUCGUGUUACAUUUUCCCACAACGCAAACAAUUUACAAAAUCGUGUUGCAUUUUCCCACAACGCAAACAAUUUACAAAAUCGUGUUACAUUUUUCCUCGACGCAAACAAUUUACAAAAUUGCGCUGCAUUUUCCCUCAACGCAAACAGUUUACAAAAUCGCGCUGCAUUUUCCCUCGACGCAAACAAUUUACAAAAUCGCGCUGCAUUUUCCCUCGACGCAAACAAUUUACAAAAUCGCGCUGCAUUUUCCCUCGACGCAAACAAUUUACAAAAUUGCGCUGCAUUUUCCCUCAACGCAAACAAUUUACAAAAUUGCGCUGCAUUUUCCCUCAACGCAAACAGUUUACAAAAUCGCACUGCAUUUUCCCUCAACGCAAACAAUUUACAAAAUUGCGCUGCAUUUUCCCUCGACGCAAACAAUUUACAAAAUCGCGCUGCAUUUUCCCUCAACGCAAACAGUUUACAAAAUCGCGCUGCAUUUUCCCUCGACGCAAACAAUUUACAAAAUCGCGCUGCAUUUUCCCUCGACGCAAACAAUUUACAAAAUUGCGCUGCAUUUUCCCUCAACGCAAACAAUUUACAAAAUCUUGCUGCAUUUUCCCACAACGCAAACAAUUUACAAAAUUGCACUGCAAUUUUUCACAACACAAAAAGAACAGAACACAAUGGAAAUGUUUGAAAGGGACCUAAAAAAAGUGAUGGAUGCUGCUGUGCUGUGACUAUUGCUUAGUGAAGAUGAUCUUUGAAAGGUGAGUUUUUUUGUUUUUUUUAAAAUCCUGAUUCGCAUGUCUAGUAUUUAUUAAUACUUAAAUAACAAUGACCUAAAUAGCUAGGUUCGUCACAUUGUAGGAUCUCCUUAAAACAAUUCCAUUGUGUUGUGAGAAUGUUUGCGUUGUGAAAAAAUGCAGCGUGUUUUAUUAAUUUGUUUCUGUUGUUAGAAAAUGCAGCACUUUUUUUUUUUUUUUUUUAAUGUGUUUGCGUUGUGACGAUUGGCAGUGUGUUGUCAAACUAAAGAUUUUUUUCUCAAGUUGCUGGGUUUUUUGUAAUUGCACGUGUUUUCUUAAAUUGCAGCACAUUAAGCUCUUAGCCACCAUACCUUACUUUAUUUUUAAUUAUUAUUUAUUUUAUUAUAGACCGCUAUAUACUGUUAGAAACUAAGCACAGAAUCAAUGCAGAAUCAAUAUCUCAAAUGAUUUUUAGCCACAGCUCGAAAUAGUUUACUUCCAGAAUUUUCAUUUAUCUGAUAAUUUACUCGCUUCCCUAUGUAUUUCAAGAUCUGACUAUUUCCCUCUUUCUUCCGUUGAAAGAAAAUUAAGGAUUUUGAGAAAAACAUUUUCCAUAAACACUCAAAAAAAGCGCUCACUGUUUGUUCAAAUUUCUUUAAAACAAACUGAAACAACUCAAUUCUUGAGUGUUUUUGGGGACAACUUAAUUGUUUUUUGUUUAAUCCACUUAAAUUUGUAAAAACCAAUAGGUUAACUCAAUAUCUUCACGUUGUCCCAACACAAAUUGAUUUUGUGCAACCCACCAUUUUUGACUUCUGGUGCUCAGGUUUGAACCUCCAUAUUUAGUUUUCAAUACAGUUCCAAAAAGCUCUUAAUGAUCCAGAAUGAGGAAUAAGCUACUUACUCAAUAACACAGUCAGAAUUUAAUGUUUUAACCAGAGCUAAUCAAACGUUUGUGGUUAAAAAAAAAAAAGUAUGACCCAUCAUUUCACUAUAAAAGACCCUUAUUCCUUCUCUGGGAUCAUUUAUCCAUUGUGAAAAGAAAAGAAAAAAAAAAAGAGUAAAUGAUCAGGAAAUUCAUAUUCUGGAAGUGAACUAAUCAUUUCAACUCGAGGAUACGCAACCUUCCUACAGUUCACCUCUAAAUGAUUGAGUACUUCUGAAGAUCUGACACUGUGUAAACACUAGACAUACCUGUUGUUUUAUUGUUGCAACAGUUACAGUAAGGUAAGGCAGGUUUGCACCCUAAGAAACGAUGUCCUGCAGAGUUUUAGUCCAGCCUUGAUAAGAUCUCACCUGCCUGUAGCUUUCUACGAUGAUUUUGCUGCUUGUUCAGAGUUUAAACAAAGCAAUUAAAGUAAAAAAAAAAAACGUUUUAUGUUAAAUCUACCUACAUUUCUAACAACAGUUAAGUUAACUUAAUAGAUUUGUCUUCAGAAAACAUGAAGGAAUUGUGUCGUGUGGAACUCAAUGUAGUAGCCCUCAGAACUUGAUUAGCCUGUUCUGGUGUGUUUGAUUAGGAUUAGAGCAAAACUCUGCUGCACUGCAGCUCUCAGGGACCAAACCUACGCCUGAAAUAGAGGUCGUAACACGGGUCAAACCAAUUAUAUGUCCUUUAUAUCCGUAAACAGAAUGAGACUAUGAAGAUUUGUCGCUCACUUUAUGCCACAUCUAGUCAGGACAGAAUCACUGUUAACGUUUUUUUCAUUCUUAAUGUCUUUCGUCUGCACUCGUGUCAAAGUUAGACACUGUUGUUCAGCUUAUUCAGGUGUAUUUGAUCAGGGUUGAGCUGAACUUUGCAAGAUCUUCAGGAACAGAACUGAACACACCUGCUUUUUUACUUCUGAAGGGUAAAUAACUGGAAAGGUUUGAGAUUACUAUAAAACAUGAAGUAAACUUGAAGCCGAGUUACUUCUCAUUUUUUCUGUGUUGAAUUUUGUGUGGUUAGAUUCUUUACAUGGAUAGAUUCACUGCAAAAUCUCUUAAUCAGUGUUUAUGCUUUGUUUUGCGUAAGAAAUAUUGAGAUAUCCGUAAAAAAAGAAACUGACACGUGUUAGCUAUGGAAAAGUUGAAUAUAAUUUAUAUGAUUUAAAGCUUUGUUGCUGCUGGAAGGGCAUCUGCUGUGUAAAACAUGGGGGAAUAGUUGGUGGUUCAUUCCGCUGUGGCAACCCCUGAUAAAUAAGGGACUUAAGCUGAAUGAAUAAAUGAUUUGAAACAUUCAAGAUAAUGGAAAAUUAACAAAUGCUUUUGCUACAUUAAUUUAGGUUAUUGUUUAUUUUUUUCCUCUAUGAACAUUUUAACAUUUGAAGAAAUGUACAUGAGCGUUAUUUGGCAGUAUAGCGUAAUGGUGUACUUGUACAUCAAUAAUAGCCUAGAAUAAUAGAUUUCAUUUAGUAUAUGGAGUAGGUUUAUUGUUAAAACAUACUACAUCUCCUCCUUUUUCAUUCUUGAUUUAUUUUUGUUCAUGGAUUUAUCUUGAUGUUUGGAUAUUUUAAACUGUAAAACAAAGUCAAAAUACAGAUGAAGAAGAAGCAGUUUAAAAGUGUGAGAAACGUGAUUAUUGUUGCUUUAGUGUUGCUUUAAAAAAGCAAUAUAAACAGAGGCUGUGAAGCUGUUGAUAGUUUCUGACGUGUUUAGUGCAAAUCCUGUUAUUUCACGCUCCGUUGCUAACAUUAAAGAUCUAGCAUAGGCCCGUCCGCAAAAUUCAAACCUAUCAAGUAGAGUGAGGAUUUAGCCACACUUACAUAGUGCUGUGAUCAUCGUUAUUGAUUGGUGAUUUAAUGUCCGGUUCAUCUUCAGGUCAUCCCUGUGUUUGUCCUCUGGAGUUUGUAGUGCUGUAGAUGAGUGAUCAGUGUUAUAAGAGAUAGAGAGGUUUCUUGAAAAGUGUGAUUUGUGUAUGGCCAAUUGCCUCAGUGUUUGGUCUGGUUUUCUCAAAUCAUUAAAACUGUUUUCAGCCCUUUUGAA